Cladocopium goreaui is the source of this 4156-nucleotide messenger RNA. The record is from the annotation of a GenBank genome assembly. Lineage: Eukaryota; Dinophyceae; Suessiales; Symbiodiniaceae.
GGAAAGAAGAUGCUUUCAGUCGCAAUUACAGGCACUGGGCCAAAGUUUGGGGGACUCCUCGCCCAGUGCUGAGGCUGAAUCCUUCAGAGACGCUUCCCAGAUUCAGAACGAGAUGACGCGAUAUCUCCGCAAAGAGGCUCUUUCUCAAGAAUGCGCCUACAGUCCGGCUAUCGCAACAAUGUUGCAGGAAGUGCUAAACAGCAACUUGGUCCAGUUCUGGACCAGCGUGCAGCUGCUGAAUGACCAUUGCAGCCUGGCCUUGGGCGGAGGGCAGAUCUUCGGUAAGAGCCGCUUGCGCACCAUGACGGCCACCUUUUGUCCCAGGGGCCUCACGGGCAAGGAGUAUCCCUUGCAGGUGAGACCAACUGAGGAGACCGUGAAGGAUGUGAAGCAGAAAAUCCGUGCAGAGUACUGCAAGACGUGUGAGGUGAAACUCUGUAGCACCUCAGACGGCCACGUGGAGAUGGAUGAUUCGCAGCUCUUGAUGCACUACAACUUGGAUCAAGAGUUCACGGUGAUCCUGGUGGACGUUCUCCACUCCAACGAGCUGGCGCAUUUGAGCUUUGAAGACCCAAAGAGCCUCGCCUUUGACUCCGUCACCCAGAAGCAUGGCUUGGUCUUGAACGCUUUGCGUGUGGAGGCCGUGAACGUCCGUGGCAAAGCGGGGGUAAACGUCACAGAGACUGGGCGUGGAGUGAGGUCCGAGUCGCGCACAUUUGCGGAGAUUUUGGCUUUGUUUGCGGACGGUGAUGCGUUUUCAACAGCGUUGACUCCGGCUGUACUUUGCCUUGAGUCAUGUGGUCAAUAUCGCGACUACCCGGAUACCACGGUCAAACCGUCUCUCCCUGAGGUUGAGUUGGACUUCAGCCCAAAAGCUGGUCCUUUGGUCCUUCAUGGUCAGCAGGUCCUUGCGUCUCAACCUCCAAUGUCUCUCGUCACUGUGAAUGAGGACGAAUUUGAAGAGGAAGAGGACUACUCAGAAGAGGACGUGGCGGAACAACCUUCCCGACCUUCAACCACCAACGGCCCUGGAUUCGCUUAUCAGCAGCCUGAUCUAGCAGCUGUGAUGGAACAGUUGUUAGCAUCUGCUCGUACUACGACCACUACCGCCGUCACUUUUGCUUUGCCUGUAGCGCCCGAUUUUAAGGCUGCUCGUAGGCUGGCGUCGGAUCCUCCCGCGACCCGCUUGACUUCUGAUCUUCCGCGUGCUAAGCCACGUGAGAAUUUAAAAUCUAAGUCAGGUAAGGGCAAGCCUGAACAACACGUGGCUCUGGUGAAGAAGCAAUCCGUUACAAACGCUCAAAGAGCUAUCGCUGCCCUUUUGCAAAUGGCCGAAGCUUCGGAGACUUCUUCGACUACUUUGGAGCUGCCUUUGACUUCAGAUCAGGAGGCAGAUGACCUCCCUGAACUGGAGACUGGGGAUGAGAGCACAUCGGAUGAUGAAUCCCGGGAAUCUCCCACGACUUUUAAAGUGGGAGUUCCUAAGGAUCUUUUUGACAAGGAUGAUGCCGCUCAGAAAGCUGCGGGAACUGCCAUGUUUUCAAUUCGUGCCCACGCCAGAAUGGCCUCGACAACAACGUCUAAUCCUCAGGCGCGGAUUGAGAUUCCCCUCACUUUUCAACACUGGGAGUACAUCCUCAGGGUUGCAAUCUCCCUAAUCAUCACCACAGUCUUGGUUGUGCUGAUUGCGACUUUGAGUUACAAGUGUCGCCGAGCUGAGUCUGCUCCUGAAGCGCCUCCACCUCGCGUUACUGAGCCCAGCGAAGUCAGUGGUCCUCCCGCGCCCUCAGAGGACAUCGUUAAUGACGUGAGGUUUUUGCGGGGCCCUGGCGUAUCCGUGUACAAGUCUGUCGCGCAAGCAGUGUUUUCGAACUUACCGGAAGACAAUUUUGGUGCGUUUUGGAACGCUUUGCCUGAAGGACGUCCUGAGAAAGCUCGUCUCGGCAACGAAGGUAUUUCCGCUCUUUUGUCAGCUCUUCGUCGAGCUUACAACCCGAAAAACGGAAAUUUGGCCCUUUUUGAAUCCUUGGGCGCUCAUGAGGCGCAGAUUGCGCUCAUUUAUGGCUGCCCUAUUGCUCACCUGCUGAGGAUGACGUACCAUGACGAGAAGGGUGAGCCGGCAGGCAAUUCUUCCGCUUUCAUGGAGUUGGUUGCCAAUCACGCCUCAAUUCGCUCCACUGACCCGAGUGUGGACAAGUCUGCGGCUGCCAUGAUCGACAUUGUGUUGACAGAUGGUACCAGGGCUUCGACUCAAAUCACUUAUUUUCAGCUCGCUGCCGCUUUUGCGACUUCCACAUUGCCCUUGUCGCUGGCUUACAUUGUUUGGAAAGCCAUUGGCAGUGGGACUCGCGUCCAUCAGAAGUUGUUUCUCACAGCGGGAGCUUUGAGCGGCGGUUUGGGCAACUACAGGAACUGCCGUUGCCUGACCGGUGCGAAAGCUGACAAAGCAGCCCAAUACGUCAUGUUUGGCGGGAGUGCUACGGAAGGGGUCUUUGUGGAGGCGCUUGCUGUGCCUAUCGACCCGCGCGUAUGUGACUUCAAAAAUAUGCGCAUGACUCACAUCCUGUUCAACGUGACACCUCAGGAGCCUCUGGAAGAGGGCCAUGAAGUCACGAUGACUUACACGCACAAUGGUUCAUUUUGGCACGUUCGUGCUCAGAACUAUGAUACUUACCAUGAAAAGGAGUGCGUCCGCUUUCAGAACCAGGCUGGCGAGCAAGUCGCCCAUACGCCUGUUGAGGGUCGGGAGUACGUCGGCAUGGUGGAGCGACCUGGUGUCUUCUCCGCGGCAUCGUGUCAGUUCAUGAAUCCCUAUUUUUCCUACACUUUCGAGGAUCAUGGCUCUCUGCCUGAGUCGCACACUGCUCCCAAACCUCCGCACGGAAGCAAGGACAGUGAAGAGCAUCCCUCAAAGAAAGAGCCUGACGUCGAUCAAAAGAAACCAGGCCGAAACGGUGGGCGUGGUAAGAAAAGUGGGAGUGCCAAUCCUGCCACCUCAACAGGUGGUAAACAGCGGUCCGUGCUCAACAUGCUGAUGGCCUGCUAUCUGAGUAGUGGCGUUCUUGGAGCGACACGUGAUCGGAGCUCAUGGGCUUGGCGUCCAUCUGCUGUGCCAGACUCUGAGUUUCUGACUCAGCCCCAGCUCUGGGUCAAUGACGCUCCUGCCGGCGCAGUCAACACGGUGCUGGAAACUGAGAUCGUCGACAAUUUUUUGAUGGUUCCCAUCCGCACCACUAUUGAGAACGGGCUCCAGAAAGGCGGCAUCGCCGCUCUCAUCAGCGAUCUCGAAGCUACCGCGGAUGACUUGCCGCCUGCAUUUUCGAUUGUGAUCAAUGAUUUGGCCGGCGCAGGCACUAGCCGCUUAGCCCCCCUUCGAGCCUUUUAUGUCGAGAUCGGCGCCACUGUGCUUGCUGCACCUUAUCAUAUUUCUGGGGUCGUCCCGAACUUGCGAUGUUAUGGGUUGCUCGCCGGUUGCACUCCGACUGCAGGCACCAUGACCGAAGACGCUGUCAGAGGAAUGGCGGAGGCCCUCUCCAAUAUUCAGUACGAUUUCUCGCGUCUGACCACUCUCGUCAGCUUCAGGAGACUCGCUCCUUCAACUUCUUGGAGAUUGGCGUUGCGUGGACGUGAGCAUCAAACCUUCGCUGUGGUGCGUUCAGCAGUAGGUGGCUACAUUUGGCUCAACGAUCUUUCAUGCGCUAACGUGACUGAGCUGAACGAAGAUGACCCGAUGCCUUCGAACUUCCUGCAGGUGGCCACUUUGAAUCCCAAUCAUUGUGUCACAACUGUGCAUGGAAGAAUUCUGGCAGUGUCUGGAAAAUGGGCCAAGGCGACGCUCAGCCAAGCCACUGGACUCGUGCCGGCAAUAGAGUGUGACGGAAUGUUGCCGUCCUCUCGGGUCAAGCCUUUCACGGAUGGCAACGUUCGUGGUCUUCAAAUGUUAACCCGCGACGUAUCCGCAGUAGCGCCCGAAGAGCGCCCUUCGUGGCGCCUGCAAGAUGGGACAGAAUUGGCAACCAGCCCCUUCAUGGCCAUCGGCUAUGUUGGGUGCAUUGCCGAAUGUCACCAACUUUCGGCUGUGAGAGAGGACACCCCUGGGGCAGUCUCCGGAGAAGGUGCUUAUUACUCGUUCCGCCAGCUUCCACCGCGCUUGUGA